Nannospalax galili (Upper Galilee mountains blind mole rat) is the source of this 7528-nucleotide messenger RNA. It is a transcript of the gene Zfp62, whose product is annotated as ZFP62 zinc finger protein. Bases 458 to 3217 code for a protein of 919 amino acids. The record is from RefSeq and is a predicted model, not a curated record. The transcript is spliced from 2 exons. Gene Ontology annotation, molecular function: DNA-binding transcription factor activity, RNA polymerase II-specific; RNA polymerase II cis-regulatory region sequence-specific DNA binding. Gene Ontology annotation, biological process: regulation of transcription by RNA polymerase II. Lineage: Eukaryota; Metazoa; Chordata; Mammalia; Rodentia; Spalacidae.
CCCGCCACUUUCCCCUGGGGCCCCGAGGCCUCGGGCACGUUUGGGAGAGCGUGUGUCCCCGCGCUUCCUCCGGGGUGACGGGAACUGAGAGGCCAGGCCGCACAGACAGCGUAGGCCCGAGCCUGCCCUCCGAGCCGGCCUGCGCGGGCAGGAAGGCCAGGAUCCCGCCCCGGGCCUUUGGCUCUCCGCAGCCUCCGCGGGCGCAUGGGCAGAACUAAUCCCGAGUAUUAGCACUAGAAAAACCCUCCCUGCCUUGCCCCGAUUGUAGUUAAGUGUCUUUGAGAUUUCCGAGGGAGUACGAGCGCCCAGAGAUCUUUUAAAGGUGACCGGAUUCGGUCUGCACCCCACACCCUGCCUUGGUGGCACAGGUAUUUGCUGCAGGUGUGCCGGGAGGCCGCGGGAGACUUCGGCCCUCUCCUAGGGGAAACACACCUGUAGACCAGUGUCACAUUUGAAGAUGGGCAUGGAGGAUGAGGAAUCAACUGAAAGUAAUGAAAAUAUUCGAAAUGCAGACUCUGAGUGGCCAAACGUGGGAAGUCUUCCUAAGGAUCAUGUGCAGAAAUCUAAGAUGGGUGAAACUUGUGAUUGGGUAGAGAAUCAAUUGGAAAUGCCUGCGUGGAAAAUAAUGAAGGAAGACAAAAGUAGCAUCAGGGAAAAGACUGACAGACCUAAGAACAUGACAGCUAUAAAAACAGAACCGGAAGAUGAGGCAUAUGAGAACAGUGUAUACCUGAGUGGAAAAAACACUGUGUACCAGUCUAUUCCUACCCAACCAAAAAGCAGUGAACAAGGUAAAUGUGUGGAAAACAUUAAUGGAAACUUGCACUCCAGUCUACAACAGAAAUCUCUUGCUAUUAAGAAGUCACAUAAAUGUGAUGAGUGUGGGAAAUGCUUCAAAUACAAUUCUCGCCUUGUUCAACAUAAAAUUAUGCACACUGGAGAAAAGCGCUAUGAGUGUGAUGACUGUAGAGGAACUUUCCGAAGCAGCUCCAGCCUUCGGGUCCACAAGCGCAUCCACACUGGUGAGAAGCCCUAUAAGUGUGAUGAAUGUGGGAAAGCAUACAUGUCCUAUUCCAGCCUUAUAAACCACAAAAGCACCCAUUCUGGGGAGAAGAACUGCAAAUGUGAUGAGUGUGGGAAGUCCUUCAAUUAUAGCUCUGUUCUGGACCAGCAUAAAAGGAUCCACACUGGAGAGAAGCCCUAUGAAUGUGGUGAGUGUGGAAAGGCCUUCAGGAACAGUUCUGGUCUCAGAGUCCACAAAAGGAUCCACACAGGAGAGAAGCCCUAUGAAUGUGACAUCUGUGGAAAAACCUUCAGUAAUAGCUCUGGCCUGAGGGUCCAUAAAAGGAUCCAUACAGGUGAGAAACCCUAUGAAUGUGAUGAGUGUGGGAAGGCGUUCAUAACUUGCAGAACACUUCUAAACCAUAAAAGCAUCCACUUUGGAGAUAAACCUUAUAAAUGUGAUGAGUGUGAGAAAUCUUUUAAUUAUAGCUCUCUCCUCAUUCAGCAUAAAGUCAUCCACACUGGUGAAAAACCUUACGAAUGUGAUGAAUGUGGGAAGGCCUUCAGGAACAGCUCAGGCCUCAUAGUGCAUAAAAGGAUCCACACAGGAGAGAAACCUUACAAGUGUGACAUCUGUGGCAAGGCAUUCAGCUAUAGCUCAGGCCUUGCAGUACAUAAGAGCAUUCACCCUGGAAAGAAAGCCCAUGAAUGUAAGGAGUGUGGUAAAUCCUUUAGUUAUAACUCACUUCUUCUUCAACAUAAAACUAUUCAUACUGGAGAGAGACCUUAUGUAUGUGAUGUGUGUGGCAAAACUUUCAGGAACAAUUCAGGCCUCAAAGUCCAUCGAAGGCUCCAUACCGGGGAAAAACCAUAUAAAUGUGAUGUGUGUGGGAAGGCCUAUAUCUCACGCUCUAGCCUUAAAAAUCACAAAGGAAUCCAUAUGGGAGAAAAGCCCUAUAAAUGCAGCUAUUGUGAGAAGUCCUUCAACUAUAGCUCUGCCCUUGAACAGCAUAAAAGGAUUCAUACAAGAGAGAAACCUUUUGGGUGUGAUGAGUGUGGAAAAGCCUUCAGAAACAAUUCAGGCCUUAAAGUACACAAACGAAUUCACACUGGGGAGAGACCUUACAAAUGUGAAGAAUGUGGGAAAGCCUACAUCUCACUCUCAAGCCUUAUAAAUCAUAAAAGUGUACACCCUGGGGAAAAACCCUUUAAGUGUGAUGAGUGUGAGAAAGCCUUCAUCACAUACCGAACCCUUCUAAACCACAAAAAAAUUCAUCUUGGAGAAAAGCCCUACAAAUGCGAUGUAUGUGAGAAAUCUUUUAACUACACCUCACUCCUUUCUCAGCACAAAAGAGUUCACACUAGAGAGAAACCCUUUGAAUGUGACAGGUGUGAGAAGGUCUUCAGAAACAACUCAAGCCUUAAGGUUCAUAAAAGAAUACAUACUGGGGAGAAACCCUAUGAAUGUGAUGUGUGUGGAAAAGCCUAUAUCUCACAUUCAAGCCUUAUCAACCAUAAAAGUACCCACCCUGGCAAGACACCCUAUACGUGUGAUGAAUGUGGGAAAGCUUUUUUCUCAAGCAGAACUCUUAUAAGCCAUAAGAGAGUCCAUCUUGGGGAAAAACCCUUCAAGUGUGUUGAGUGUGGGAAAUCUUUUAGCUACAGCUCACUCCUUUCUCAACACAAGAGGAUCCACACAGGGGAGAAACCCUAUGUAUGUGAUUGGUGUGGGAAGGCAUUCAGGAACAGCUCAGGCCUCACAGUGCAUAAAAGAAUCCAUACAGGUGAAAAACCCUAUGGAUGUGAUGAGUGUGGAAAGGCCUACAUCUCACACUCAAGUCUUAUCAAUCAUAAAAGUGUACACCGUGGAAAGCAGCCCUAUAAUUGUGAGUGUGGGAAAUCCUUCAAUUACAGAUCUGUCCUUGACCAACAUAGAAGGAUCCAUACUGGAAAGAAGCCAUACCGAUGUAGUGAUUGUGGGAAGGCAUUUAAUAUCAGAUCAAAUCUUACCAAGCAUAAAAGAAUCCAUACUGGAGAGGAAUCUUUAAAUGUGACAAAGAUGGAAAGUCAUAGUGGACUAUUCCAGAAGAGAAUCUAUGAAGGAGGGAAUGUUCUCGAUGGGACCAGGAUGCAGAUGCCUGUGUGGGAGGCAGAGCCUAUCAAGUCUCAAAGAAUUCAUAUGGAAGAAAAACUUUAUGAAUGUAAGAAUUUCUGAGGUCCUUAAUCAGUUUUCAUAGUGGAAGAGAAUGCUACAUAAUCCUGAAUAAUUCUAUUUGAUUCAGUCAUAGCAAGGAAGGCUCUAGUGUCAUAGUAGUUGAGCCCUUUAGGAAUAUACAAUAGCACUAGGUAUAAAAACCCUUCAGAGUGAUGGAACAUUAAAAGAAAUCCUCAAAGCAAACAUACACAUUUCUGGACAUAAAACAAGACGAUAAAGACUUCAAUUGCAUAGUCACCACUAAAAAGAUCCUAUGUGAGUAAAUUAAAUGAAAUGUAGAAAAUUCAGGUAUAAUUUUGAAUCUCAAUUAUACUUUGGUCAGUGGUAAAAAUUCUAAGAGCCUCCAACAGGCAAAUUCAGGGAGAGAAAGGCUUCAGGGAAUAUAAGUUUAUUAGUGAUCAUGAAUUAUAAACUGCAUAAUAAUUUAAUGGUUUGGAGAGAGUGGAUGACAACUUCUGAAACAAAUGAGAUUUCCUUGUAGGAAAAGAAAAAUAGUAAUAAAUCUAAACAGGAAGUAGGAAAGAGCUGCUUAAAUAUGCAGAUUUAUUGGAAUGUACUGUUACACCAUGUGAAUUAUUAAAAGUUCUAGAGUUUCAAAUAUACUCCCUUAAUAAGAAAUAUAUGAUAAAUGAAAACCUGGAAGGUGGCAUUCACACAUUCUAAGAGAAUGAAAAGGAUUUCGGCAUCUUCAAUAAAAGAACACAUCUUCACAAAUUUGCACCUUACAGAAAAAAAUAUUCAGGGAAUCCUAUGAAUAAAAAUGUUGUAAAGGAAAACAUUGUAUUGUAAGAGCUGAAAUGCCAAGUAGGCAUCAGUUAUUGAGAGAGGAGGAAAUUUGUGGUUUUAAAACAAUCUUGUUAAGUGUUAGUUUCAGAGUGUGUUGUGAAGAUUUCAUGUACUACAUGUGUAUACUGUUUGUUGUAAAAAUAUGAAUACAUUGUUCAGGACUCUCUUUGCCAUGAAGACCAGAUAGUUGUGGCAAGGUAAGGUGAAACCCCAAUAAAGAAAUGCCUCAAAUGUAAACAGGCUCUGUUUAGAUGGAAUAAUGUAUAGAGCCAGUUGGGUGUUCUUUUUUUCUUUGUGGUAUGUUAUAAAAGAUCCCAGUCCAGAGAAACUCUUGCUUUCUCUUUGGCGACUCAUCCACAGAGCUAAUAAUUGGUUUCACCAGAAAUUAGAUGGUGCUUGUCCCAGGAAGAAGCACAGAUGAAUUUUGAGGAGACCAUAAGUAAGCAAUAUGACGAGGCAGUGAAGACUGCGCACCUCAGUCACAGAAGUGGGUUCUACCAAGUUAAGCUUCACCCAUAGUAUUCCUAGACAGGUUUUUGCCAGUAGAAGGUGAAUUCUCAGUUUGGUCUCUGACUUAAGAAUUUUGUCAGUAAAAAAGUACAAUCUGCAGCCCAGACUGAUUUCUGUGUCUUUCAAGAAUUCCUCUUUCCAGCCAAGUAAUUUUUAUGCCUCCCUGUGGGAGUACUAGAGAAUGUUUUGUCUUUCCCCAAAUCCUGAUCAGUAGGUUUUGAUAGAUAGGUGAAGAAAGGGGCAAAGUAUCUUUUGCUACUCAACUCUGCAAUGUAAUAACCACAGUGCAUUGUGUUCUUUGCAUGUCUGUCCACAGGCUGAGGUUGGUUUACUCAGCAAAUACUUGUUGAGAAUCUGCUAGGCACAACCUACUGCCCUAAAGCACCGAAUAGCUAGAGAAAGGGAGCAGGAAUUAGAAAAAGACUGCAAACAAAAUUCCACUCAUAUGACCUCUAAAGAUGUUCAGAGGGAAGUGACCAUGGCCAAACAGAGGGUGGUAUGGAUAUUAAAUUGGGUUUUUCUGAGAAGGGUGAGAAUAAAACAGCCUGAACAAAGGCAGCAGAAUAAUUGUUCAGAUCCUUCAUAGUGAUUUGUGACAGGGCUGAUGUAUAGUGGGCAGAAAGGAGAACACAGGGUAUCCAUUCCCAGUAGUCAAUGGGAAUGGAUAUGACUUCAUUUGCUAAAGACAAGACCAUCUCUGGCUUAUUAAACAGUCCUGUUAACCUGAGGCUUCCAUGUGCCUUAUGGACACAGCAGCUGGUGUGCUUGUGGCUUGAGUCACUCCUCUCUCCCUCCUGUCCCUACUCUCAUGUGAACUGUAAUCAGACCUAAGGCACUAUCUAGUUUCAGGAGUGACACAGGUAAAGAUUGUUGAGGUUGGUCACCGUUGUGGUGCUGUGGGUGAAACCAAUGGCUUUGCAUUAGCUGUCACCAGCAUUCAGUGCACUGGAGUAAUCAGGAUCCCCAUCAUCUAAAAAGAGACUGCAGGGAUGUACCUCAUUUGUGCACUGACUGCUGGUGACAGCUAAUGCAGCCCCAUCUAUCCAGACAUUGGAAAUAGGCUCAUGGCCUCUUGGCCUGGCCUUGAGUAUACCAAGCACAUAGCAGAACUCAGAUGUGUAAGGGUCUCCUAGUUUCUAGCUGUCUCAUGACAACCACAUGGUGCAGAUCCAAUGAUCUACUCACCUAAGCCUCCUUGAACCAGUCACGAGUGUGAUUAGUGAUCAUUCUUAUCCUUUCCAUAGAGUGAUACACAAGGCAAAACAGCAGAAAUGCCAGGUUUUAAGCGGACUGAGAAACCCUUUAGAGCCAGCUUACAAGGCUGAAGAGAGAAUUAAUGUGCUGGGUGUGUUAGAGUGACCACAUUCUUGUCUAGAAAGAGUCAAGAUACUUAACUCUAGAUUUUAUAGCCAGAUGUGCAUGGGAUGAUAUAGACAAGUUAACAAAAGCUUAAAAAAUCAGGUGAAAAAAGGUGAGACAUCCUGUUUCUGGCAAAGGUGGGCUAAAAUAGUUGUCGGUUUCCCACUGAAAAUAAAAUUGUAUUUUUAAAGGUGUGUAGUAUUCUGUGUAAUAGACUGAUAGAAUAAAUUAUAAAUUACAGGUCUAAUAUCAGGAUACCCUUGGGUUACAUGCCUGGUUAGAAUCCAUUUCCUGGGUCAUAGAUGUGACCUCACUGCAUCCUCACGUGGUUGAGCAAGGAGUUGUGAGCCUCCUUUAUAAGCUCACUAAUUCCACUCAUGAGCUUUCCACUCUCUUUGACAUAAUCGCCUCUCAGAGGCCCAAGUUUAUACCAUUAUACUGAUGAUGAGGUUUAUACAAAUUUGGAGAGCACCAAGCCUGAAAAGGCAGUAGGUAACCCCAAGACAGUUCAAGAAUGAAAUAUUGGGGGGAGGGGGGCUGAAGAGUUGGCCCAGCAGUUAACAUUUUACUGCUUUUGCAGAAGGACCAGAGUUCUGGCUCACAACCCCCUGUAACUUCAGCUCUGGGGGGAAUCUUAUGCCUCUUUCUUUUGCUUUCGUAGGCACCUUCACUCAGUGCACAUACCCACACAGAGACGUGUAUAUACACAUUAUUUUAAAACUUUUAAAUGGGAUCCUGUAAGUAGGAAAUGCAGCUUGCUGUGGACUGCUAAUGUUUCUCUGGGUGACUUGCAGAAGUUCAGGGUGAAUCCCACCCAUAAGUGAUGAAUGGGAGACCUUUGAAAGUUGAGUUGUCAGCAUGCUACACCCUCAGGACAAAAUCAGAGUUGAGGCCCUUAAGCCUGUGUCCUCCAAGUGUAGAGAGAGUGGCCUUAGUGGGCAGAGUAGUAGAAAAACUUAAAACACCCUUGACAAGCUUUACCCAGGUUCAGAUAUUUACAACUUGAGACUUGGCAGGUACAAAUGAGUAACACUGAAAAAUCUUUCCCCUUUUAUGGCAAAGUCAUGGUGUAUCCUAGGCUGCCCUCUAAAUCACAACCUUCCUGCCUCCACCUCCCAAGUGUGGAGGUUACAAGUUUGUGCCUCUACACCCAGCUCCCGUAAAUCAUUCUUUGGGUAGUAAUCAGCAAGCAAAGAUAAUCGGGUACAUUGGAAAAGGCAACAUAUGUGAAAACAGAAACAUACCUAAUAGAUUUCCUGCACUGAAUUAUAAGGUAUAUUUAUGAAAAUAUCUAUGCUCAAAAUAUUUAAAGAUAUGCUUGUCAACAGAGUAGAACACAAGAAUAGGAUUAGUGAACUGAAAGACAUGAUGAAGUUGCCAAAUGGAGCAUUGAGUGGGCAAAUAGAGGUGUAAGGGAAAGUUUCAUUGGGAAUUUUUUCUAGUGGAGGGAGAAGUUUUUAACAUACACCCAGUCAUGAGGAAAAGGAAGGAACUAAACUGGAAAUUUUCUAGAAUUGGUGAGCCUGUAGAUACAAAUUGGUCUCAAAGAAUAUGAAGUAGGCUAAAUUUAUAAAAAUCCCAGAUACAGACAUCAUAGGGUAACUGCAGAAAAUUAGAAAAAAAAAAAAAUCUUAGUUGAAAACAGGAAAAAAAUUA